Molecule: messenger RNA, 1396 nt
Organism: Ixodes scapularis (black-legged tick)
Lineage: Eukaryota; Metazoa; Arthropoda; Arachnida; Ixodida; Ixodidae
Exons: 10
Coding region: 287-1387 (366 amino acids)
Source: RefSeq, a predicted model, not a curated record
GCUGAUAUUUUUGAAUGCAACAAGUUACUGAAAAUGUCGUAACCCCUGCCCUCGCCCUCCCAGAAGAAGACCGCUUCUUCCUGAAGAAGGAAUUCCACCUUCCCAGUAUAUCCGGUCACAGAGCAUCCGGUCUCGGCCUCGUGGCUCGUUUCAUUAGGGCUAGUUUCAUUGUGUCGUGUUGUGCUGGAAGCUAGUCGGCCGAUCAUCGGUGUGCGUUUCCUCUCGACCUGUGACCUGUGUCGAAGUCUUCUGGAACAUUUGGCUGCGAAGAGACGGCUUCUUUGCAAUGGCAAAGCAGUAUGCGGUGGUGAAUUUCACCGAGGAAGACCAUGUGUCCGCUGUGCCAAUUUCUUGGUUGGUGGUUGACGAGUGGAGUUGCCUGUGGCCAAAAGAUUUCGCCGGAUCCCGCCUCCUGGAUGCAAUUAGGGACAAGAUUGAUCCUGGCGCAAACUGGAAUCGAUACCCGGUUAGGGUACUGACACGAUGCAAAACCUACAAGAAGGCCCUCAAGAAAUCUCGGCUAGCCGAAGAAACAUCAACACUUGAAACGUCGGAGUUUUCAGCCCCGGAGGCCGAAACUCCUGAGGAUGUCUUCACAACCUAUGACGAUGCGCCAUCGCACCGUCUGGCCUUGCCCUCUCCACCGAGUGGUCUCACUGGGACCAGCUCGUCGGAGCAAGCCUCAUCGACAUCAUCUGGGCAAAGCCUGACCAGAGUGGACGGUGCCCUGGAGGCGCCUUCAGGUUCCAUUGAGGAACUCCCGGCAGGAGCUGGGAUGACGUUGGGGGCCUCAAAUUGUCCAGAGCAGUCUCCAAUAGUUAAGCUGGUGCUUGAGCUUCGGCUACAGAAUGGGGAGAUUUUGCGGCAGUUGGGGGCGAUGCAGCAGGACAUUAGAAACUUAAGUUUUAAUUUAUCGCAAAUGAAGGCCUCAAUGUCUGCUGCACCGCCUUCGCCGGAAAUGGCUCCAGAGCCGUCGCGGGCGCCCCUUCCGAAGCUGCCCGCGGCGACUAUGGAAGAAUUCAGGGAAUUGGAAAAUGCCCUGAAGGAUAAAGCUACAGCCACAGCCCUGCAGCUGGAGGUGGCUACGUGGGUCAGGGCAACUGACACGGUUGCCGAGGCCUGCCGAAGCCUUCUGGAAAGGGCCCUCAAGAAGGAGGUCCAAAUAAAAUUUAGCCUCCUGGGCCGGAAAGGCAAGCUACCUUUCCGGGGGACCCUCCUCUGCCACAUUGUGACAGAGACCAUCAAGAGUGCGAAGGCUGCCAAUGUGCCAGAUGUCGAAAAGGCCAUUGGCAAGUACCUGGCCGGUGCUGUGGACCGGGAGGGGGGCAGGCGCCAGAGGUUUUGCCGCCAAACAGAGGCCAGUCAACUGCCAACUGGCGAUGUGUGAAGUGCAAAA